AUGUGUCUUGCUUUCUGCCAGCCGUGGGAGGCCAUGAACGUGCGGAAGCAGAUGCUUGUCCAGUACCGGUUUUCAGGCUUCACAAAUGUUGCAGGGCGAGCUUGCAGUCUGCUGGCGAAGGCCCUCCGCACACGUUUGCAGGGUGCGCCUCUGGCGUUGGAGGGCGCGUAUGCGGUGUGCGCAACUUCGUUCGUAGCAAUGGCUGGAAGUGGGAGUGUCUUAAGAUAUCGGCGGCAGGCAGUGCUGAGGCGCAAGCAGUUGUCAAAGGGCGCUCUUCUGUGCUUCACACCUGGGUCCCUGGAGUUGCGACAUGUGCGUCACGUUCGUUGGUUAGCGCGUCACUGGCAUGCCCGGCGGCCUGGCAUUGAAGGUUCAUGA
Eimeria acervulina is the source of this 378-nucleotide messenger RNA. RefSeq lists its product as hypothetical. Lineage: Eukaryota; Apicomplexa; Conoidasida; Eucoccidiorida; Eimeriidae. The record is from RefSeq and is a predicted model, not a curated record. Bases 1 to 378 code for a protein of 125 amino acids. The transcript is spliced from 4 exons.